Gadus morhua (Atlantic cod) is the source of this 1605-nucleotide messenger RNA. RefSeq names its product heat shock protein, alpha-crystallin-related, 1 (gene hspb1). Gene Ontology annotation, biological process: protein refolding; response to heat; negative regulation of apoptotic process. NCBI's taxonomy places the organism in Eukaryota, Metazoa, Chordata, Actinopteri, Gadiformes, Gadidae. The coding region runs from base 75 to 731 and encodes 218 amino acids. The transcript is spliced from 3 exons. The record is from RefSeq and is a predicted model, not a curated record. Gene Ontology annotation, cellular component: nucleus; cytoplasm.
ACAGAGCAGCACUUCACAACACUACUAAGGAAACACUCUGAACCCCUUCACCCUCAAAACCACCAGCAGCAACCAUGUCUGAGAGACGCAUUCCAUUCACCCUGCUGCGGACCCCCAGCUGGGACCCCUUCCGCGAGUACCACCAGGGCAGCCGCAUCUUCGACCAGGCCUUUGGCAUGCCCGCCCUGUGCGAGGAGAUGCCCGCCUUCCCCGCCACCAGCCACUGGCCGGGCUACAUGAGGCCGCAGUUCAUGAGCCCCAUGAUGAGCGCCGACAUGGGCUCCAUGAUGGCGGCCCAGGCCAUGAUGCCCCACCAGGCGGCCCCCCACAUGAUGACGCCCAUGGUGAACCCCGGCGCCGUCAUGGCCCAGCAGCAGGCAAGGGCCAUGUCGCGGCAGAUGAGCACGGGCAUGUCGGAGAUCAAGCAGACGGCGGACAGCUGGAAGGUGUGCCUGGACGUCAAUCACUUCUCCCCCGAGGAGCUGGUGGUGAAGACCAAGGACGGUGUGGUGGAGAUCUCCGGUAACCAUCAGGAGAGAAAAGACGAGCAUGGCUUUGUGUCAAGAAGUUUCACAAGAAAAUACACGCUGCCCCCCACGGCCAACGUAGAGAAGGUGCAGUCCAGCCUGUCCCCAGAGGGCAUGCUGACGGUGGAGGCCCCGCUGGCCAUGCAGGCCAUCCAGGCCUCUGAGAUCACCAUCCCCGUGAAGAACGAAGUGGCCAAGAAAUAGGAGGAGCGGGGGGUGUGGUGGGAUGUCCAUGUUAGAUACAAAUUGCGUGAUUUGUGUGUAGGUUGAAGUGCACACACACACACACACACACACACACACACACACACACAAACACACACAUACAGUUAAACUCAUGUAUGGAAACAUACACAGACAUGCAUGCAGCCAGAAACACAGACACACGCACACACAAACAUACCCAUACACGUAGUAUGUGUUGUCACUUUCCUACACAGACGUGUGUACUUUUCUGAAAAUGGAUCAUAAAACAAUUGGGCAAAACAAAUGUCUCUGUCUCACAUAUAUAUAUAUAUAUAUAUAUAUAUAUAUAUAUAUAUGUAGAGAGAGAGAGAGAGAGAGAGAGAGAGAGAGAGAGAGAGAGAGAGAGAGAGAGACAGAGAUUUUGAAUGUGCCAUUCCUGACACACAGAAAGACACCAGAGAGCCUGUGCACGAUAGAACCACAAUCAAACCACAACAGACUUUGGAAAUUGGUAAACCAAUGUCCCCUGAGAAGGUAUACUCUCCAACCACAUUGUUGACCCAACGGUAUUUAUUGUAUGAAGCCUUCUGUGAAUAAAAUGGCUUUCAUUUGGAGUUGCCUCUUGAACAAUUGAUUGCGAUUCUGUGACCUAUGCAAGCAGAACAUUGAAAACAAACAUUGGAUUUGUUAUUUUUUGUUGUUGCUGUUGUCACUGAUGAGGAUGAGGAUGAUGAUGAUGACCAUCCAUGUGUGGGCCCCUCCCCUCGCAUUUAUGUGGUCCUAAAUGUGUUUCAUAUGGCUGAUAUCCAUAAAGGUUUGAAUGUUUCAACUUAUAAUGGCAUGCGUUGCACCUUUAUUUCAAUGUGUGUUUCAAUAAAAGACUGGAAUUUGA